AUGUGCGACGAAGACUCCAGAUACCCUUCGGUUGCAGUCCCGCCAAGUGUCUACAAGGAGCUUGCAUCACCAUACCGCAACGAAGAUGAGAUGGAUGACGAAACCAUUUCCGCACUCAUAAAUGAGUAUCAUCUGAGUCAAGAAGCUGUCCUUCUGAAGCUUGGAGGCUCAGAAGCAAAGCUGGGCCCGAUCCUCGCGCCUCUGCAAUGCAUACUAGACGAAGAAUGCAUACGAAGCCCUACAUUCGCCACAAGAGUUUCCAACUGCAUGAUCAUACCCGUUGCACACCGAAUCAUCUUUGACAAGAAUAAAGAUUACUCAAAAGGCCUCUUCGAUACUACACACCCGAUAGCCUUCGCUACGUACCAGAGGAAGGUCGAUCCGGUUGGACUCUGCGCCCCGCCAGAAGACUCGCACGCCGAAAUUGGUGCGACACGGGCGGACGAGAUAUCAGCAAACAGCUUGAUGCUUGUCAACCACAAGGUCCGUAAAGAAGUCGCAGUCGUCGUCUGGGGUAUGUCUAAAAAGCGCUUCAAUCUACUCUACGUCCUCAAAGACGUCGUCUUAUACUACAAGAGCUACUGCACUCAAAACGAACAAUUAAGUCCUGAGUUCUCUCCCCACGGCUACUCCCUCCUAAGCCAUAUAUCACUCAGUCUCACCAACGACGACUGA
This is a messenger RNA of Alternaria conjuncta, 675 nucleotides long. RefSeq lists its product as uncharacterized. The transcript has 3 exons. Bases 1 to 675 code for a protein of 224 amino acids. The record is from RefSeq and is a predicted model, not a curated record. Lineage: Eukaryota; Fungi; Ascomycota; Dothideomycetes; Pleosporales; Pleosporaceae.